GGGGGGGAAUUCCCGGCCAUAGGUAUCCUUUCCAGUUUCCUCUCCUAAGGGGUUUGAAUUGCUUAUAAAUACCGUCUCAGUCUGAGAGCACACAGGACAAGCUCCAUCUCCUGUGGCUUUGCCUUUCUGCACUGCUCCGUGUCAGGCUUGGGCUAGGAACCAUGAAGCUCUUUGUCUACCUCGUGUUGCUCUCUCUUCUAUGUGCAAGUGCUGACAUGUCACCAGUACGAUUUGCCUGGGAUGCGAUGGGAGGGGCAUGGGAUAUGUUAAGAGCAUACAGGGACAUGCGUGAGGCAAAUUAUAUAGGUGCUGACAAGUAUUUCCAUGCUCGCGGGAAUUACGACGCUGCCCAAAGAGGACCUGGCGGUGCUUGGGCAGCUAAAGUGCUGAGCGACGCCCGGGAGCUAUGGCAAAGCGACGUGAGCGGCCGGGGAGCCGAGGACACGCGGGCCGACCAAGAGGCGAACGAGUGGGGCAGAAGCGGCGGGGACCCCAACCGCUACAGGCCCGCCGGCCUCCCCAGCAAAUACUGACGCUGCCCCCCGCGGAGGCCUCCUCUGUUGCUCUGUUGCGCCUCCUCUGUGCAUCCGAAUAAAGAAAUACUCCCGAAAACCGC
Messenger RNA from Chroicocephalus ridibundus (black-headed gull), 616 nucleotides. RefSeq names its product serum amyloid A protein-like. The transcript is spliced from 4 exons. NCBI's taxonomy places the organism in Eukaryota, Metazoa, Chordata, Aves, Charadriiformes, Laridae. Gene Ontology annotation, cellular component: extracellular region. Bases 162 to 533 code for a protein of 123 amino acids. The record is from RefSeq and is a predicted model, not a curated record.